Carya illinoinensis is the source of this 1712-nucleotide messenger RNA. RefSeq names its product transcription factor TCP5-like. The coding region runs from base 339 to 1355 and encodes 338 amino acids. The transcript has 2 exons. The record is from RefSeq and is a predicted model, not a curated record. Gene Ontology annotation, cellular component: nucleus. Gene Ontology annotation, molecular function: DNA-binding transcription factor activity; sequence-specific DNA binding. Lineage: Eukaryota; Viridiplantae; Streptophyta; Magnoliopsida; Fagales; Juglandaceae.
GGUUAAAAUUAAACGCACGGCCAGCAUCUUUUCUUUCUCCAGUCUUCAUUCAUUUCGACAUUUCAGAAAUAUAUUUUUAUUCUGCGUAGAGAUCAAAACAUUUAGUUUCAACUUUAUGCCUUUUACCCAGCAGCUAGCUGCUCAUGACUUGUCGAUAGAUCGAUCUAAGAGCUAGCAUUCUCGAAAACUUUUUUGGGACUAUGGAUGGCAAGCAUAUAAUAUGCAUCUCAUCCUCAUCUAUGUUGGAUAAUCAAUAGCCUGCAGCAUGCGGCGGCCAGCAGGUUGAUUAGCUGAGAAGAUCAGUAUGUUUGCCUCAUCCCAAUAAUGAGAGAAGUAAGAUGAUCACAAAAUCAAGAGGCAAAGAUGUUCAAGCUAAUCAAGAAAGCCCAACUGAUGACAGAAAGUUCUCAAAGGCAGCUGCGUCAGUUGGUACUUCAUCAAGGCAAUGGUCAGGAUCUAGAAAUCCAAGGAUUGUACGUGUCUCUCGUUCUUUUGGAGGAAAAGAUAGGCACAGCAAGGUUUGCACCAUAAGGGGAUUGAGGGACAGAAGAAUUAGGCUUUCAGUGCCCACAGCAAUUCAGUUGUACGAUCUACAGGAUAGGCUGGGGCUUAGUCAGCCUAGCAAAGUCAUAGAUUGGUUGCUUGAUGCCGCUAAACAUGAUAUUGAUCAACUUCCACCUCUACCAAUUCAUCAGGGAUUUGGUCAAUUACACGAACAAUUUUCCUAUGAACCAAACACAUCUCAGUACUCUUCUGUCAUUUCUUCAUUCGAUGCAAAUGCUGCAUUUGUAAAUGAAGUUUCUGAUAAAGGAAAGGGGGUCAAAACAAAUGAAGAAGAUCAGAUUCAGUAUGGAAUUGGUGGACAAAAUCCAGCUCAAAAGCUUUUCCCUACGCCAAAUCAUUCCUCUUCCUUACCAGGAUUGUUAAACAAUGCCAUGGCCUACAAUUCUUACUAUAAUUCUGAGCCUUCUGCUUUAUCUUUAUCUCAGUUUGGAAGCCAUGGAUUAUCUCCAUCACAGAUAGAUCAUUCCCAUACAACGAACGCCAUACCAGUACAGCUUCCAUCUGGGUCUCAAUAUUUUUUCUGUCCAUCUUCAACUACAUUACCAGCAGUUUUCACUCCAUAUCCUUCCUAUAUUUCGACCCUAAUAGAGAGUGACCCGAUACAGAUCAACCAUAUCCAAUUGUUGAGCUCAAGUUCUUCACAGCAUGUUCUACCUCAUCAUCCUGGCCUCAUUCCAUCUCUGCAUUCAGUUGGAUCACCUUUGAAGCCCUUUCCACCAAAUGAUCAGAAUCCCAAGCUAACUCAAUCACAUCCAAACAAUAAUGAUCAGAACAAACUGGAUCGAUCAUAAGGAUAGCACUGGUUCUAUCAUUCCACGGCUAGCUUAUCAUGGAUGGAUAUGUUCAACAAGUGGCAGGAGAGGAAUCAUGAUCAUCAAUUACAAGAUGGUCGAUGUUUCAAGCUGCUCUUCGAAUAUAUUGUCCAGUAAAAGUAAGACACUCCCAAAAAAAAAAAAAAAAAAAAAAAAAAAUCUCCUUCUAACCCAUGAUUUGCAGAAAAUGGCCGUGAUGAUCAUGUCAAUACAUGCAAUUAGUUUGUAAUGAUUAUAUAUAGUACUUGAGAUAUUUGAGUGCUUAUAUAUAAUUUUUUGUAACAAACCAAUUAGUUAUAUAUUCAAUAAUGGAGAUAGAGAAUAUUGAAUGCGUCA